Messenger RNA from Caenorhabditis elegans, 702 nucleotides. RefSeq lists its product as uncharacterized. The record is from RefSeq and is marked reviewed. The transcript is spliced from 2 exons. Lineage: Eukaryota; Metazoa; Nematoda; Chromadorea; Rhabditida; Rhabditidae. Bases 22 to 627 code for a protein of 201 amino acids.
UUUCAGGUUAACCAAAUCAUCAUGUUUACGAUGUCCAAGAACAUCAAAGGAUUUGCUAAUAUGAUUCGUACUGAAGAUCCUAUGGAAGUUUUCAAAGCUGUUGAAGGGCUCUUAGAGAUGGAAAUUCCAUUCAAGUAUUUCGAAAGAUACAAUUUGAAGGACCUGAUUCUGUCCAAAGUUCUAAAGAGCAUUGGCGGCUUGCUUAUCAGAAGGCUCCAAGUUACACUAGAGGAGAAGGAUUUUGAGGACAAGUUUCAAAAAGAGGAUCCAGAAUCUCUUGAGGACGGUGAAAUGGAAGAAAUCCAGAUGUUAAUGAUGACACCAACAAAAAACGAUUUCAUGAGAGCUCAACAACAACUGGAUGAAUGCGGAUACAAGGAUCUUCCAGAAGAUAUUCAAGAAUCUCACGAGUUCACCCGUGCACUAACGGUGAUUGAUGCCUACCGCUGCGGCCAUGAGACUCCGGAGCCAACCACUGAGUUCUUCAAAAUCGACACUUCUGAUAUUAAAGAUACCACAAUGGACAAUUUGAAUGAAAUUAACUGCAUGGCUAAUAAGGAAAACAGAGCAAGAGUUAAUAAGAGCAAACAAACAUCUCAAUCGAUCAGAAGAAUUGCUCCAUUUUGAACUUUUCAGAAUUCUAUAGAUCUGUUUUAUUUUUAUUUUGCUUCUCAAGUUUUGAUAAAUGGUUAUUUAAAAUUG